This is a messenger RNA of Galeopterus variegatus (Sunda flying lemur), 1802 nucleotides long. It is a transcript of the gene DBNDD1, whose product is annotated as dysbindin (dystrobrevin binding protein 1) domain containing 1. NCBI's taxonomy places the organism in Eukaryota, Metazoa, Chordata, Mammalia, Dermoptera, Cynocephalidae. The transcript is spliced from 3 exons. The record is from RefSeq and is a predicted model, not a curated record. Gene Ontology annotation, biological process: negative regulation of protein kinase activity. Gene Ontology annotation, cellular component: cytoplasm. The annotation marks the transcript as partial.
UCUUCUGACACAGAGAUCGUGAAAGAAGCUGAGGUGCCACAGGCUGCUCUGGGUGUCCCAGCCCACGGGACAGGUGGCAGCUGCUGCACGCCUGUGGCCGAAGAGGAGGUGGGCAUCCCAAUACCGGCACCUGGGCUCCUGCAGGUCACAGAGAGGCGGCAGCCACUGAGCAGCGUCUCCUCUCUGGAGGUGCACUUUGACCUCCUGGACCUCACCGAGCUGACUGACAUGUCGGACCAGGAGCUGGCCGAGGUCUUUGCUGACUCAGAUGACGAGAACCUGAACAGCGAAUCCCCAGCAGGGAUGCACCCACUGCCCCGGGCCGGCUGCCUGUGCUCGCCUGCCUGGACGAGGACAAGGGCUGAGCAGAACCGCGAGAAGCAGCCCCUGGGUGAGCCUGAGCGGCAGGCCACAACCGUGGACAUGUUUCUCACUGUGGAGGGGCCCAAGGAGGACUAGGCUGUCUCCACUGCCCCCAAGCCGCUGCAGGGCUGGGGACAGGACAUCACCAUGAUGAUAAAUGCAGGCAGCCUUGGCAGCAUGGACACACUCCACCCUCCCCAUGUGGCUGCAGCCAUCACCUCCUGCUGGCCUGGGGGCCACCACGCCUGCAGGGUACAGGCCUCAGCCCCACAGGAACCAGUGGCUUCCCUGGGAGACACGUCAGGCCUGGCCAUGCACCUCUGACACCCCCGGCACAAGCACAGCCCAGUGGCCUUACGUCCAGCUUGCUUCUGAUCCUGAAUCAGGGAUGGCAGCACCGUGGAGUCACUGCCCCUGGAUGAAACAAGGGGUGGCCUGGGCCUCCUGGAAACUUCUGUCUGUAGGACCCAUGCGCUCGUCUGUCAUAAGACUCCUUAGCAGGCUCAGGGUGAGAAGAUCUGCUCCAAGAAUACCAGGGGGCGGUGGGGGCUCUCCAAUCCCAGUGUUCCUGCCACCGAGCUUGGAAGCUGCAGGUGGGUUUAGUGGUGGCUCACGGGACGCUCUGCUGUCCAGCCAAGCACCUGGGUGGAAGUCUGUCCCCAAAAUUUCCCCCUUGACUUCAGUCCUGCCCCCUUCCUCCGCCCCAGGGAGGUACUGUCAGCACAAGGGUCCCCUCCCUCUGCCCACCCGUAAGGCUGUUUCUCUUGGCCCCUGCCAGUGAUGACUGAGAGAUGAGGACACCAAACAUCCCCAGACAUCUUGGAACCUCCUGGACUGCAUGGGGGCAGGGUCUGCUCUCAAUAUCCCACCACCCAGCUGCAUGGCCCUGUCAGGCGCACUCUGCAGGUCUAUCCUGGGCACAGCCAGGGGUGGGGCGCGUAGAGGGCACCCAGCUGAGUGGCUCCCAGUGCUGCUUUUUAUGUGCUAAAGGACACAGAAUAGUCUCCUUGUCUGACACCAAGUCCAAGAAAGGUCUUAAAAGCUGAAGCUUUCUCUCCCCAAGGCAACCUGCCCUGCCCUGUUCCCCACUAACAUGUUUCUGGGGAAGAAAAACAAGCUCUUGAUCUUCAUUUUCAUCAGACUCCCCUGGACAGAUGCCUGGGGCAGGCCCUGGGCUGCGGCUCCCAAUGCUGAGCACCCCACCCCCAACCGCCUCCCACUGGCAAGUCCAGUUCCCACCCCAGCCAGGUCUCCUGAGAUGAAAACCGUCCUUGGCUUCCAAUGAACAGAACCAGUUUUCUCCUUUGAUCCUAUAAAAAACCAGCCGCCGCUGGCCACACUCCCACCCAGCAGGGUCUUCCCCCCAUUUUCCACCCUUCCUGCUGCAGCCUCCACCGAGCUCAAUUACAAAGCGUGGGAUUAAAGCGUCACCCCCAUUU